Molecule: messenger RNA, 1269 nt
Organism: Mesocestoides corti
Lineage: Eukaryota; Metazoa; Platyhelminthes; Cestoda; Cyclophyllidea; Mesocestoididae
Source: the annotation of a GenBank genome assembly
AUGCCGCUUAGUCUUCGUAACAUUGUCAAUAUUGUUUUUCAAAGGAUCGAAAAAGUUAAACACCUCAUGUCACUUAACAAGCGCCCCCAUGAACCCGAUUCCCCUUUGUCCCAGGAUAUUAAGGUAGCUAAAGUUUGUGAGUCAGCAGAUGGUGGUACUCGUGGUUUUCGUAAAUGUGCAAUCAUUAUGAUGUAUUCUGGCACGGGUUACUUUGGUAUGCAAAAAAAUGAUGGCUUCCCAACAAUUGAAGGUGAACUGCUAUCAGCACUUUACAAAUCCGGAUAUAUUACCGAAGAACAUAUGAAAAACCCGUCGAUCAUACAUUUUCAACGAGCCUCGAAGACUGAUAAAAACGUUUCAUCUGCCGGACAGGUUUGCGCAGCAAAACUGCCGAUUGACCUUAUUGACAUGGCGAAAAUAAACGCGGCAUUGCCCGAACAAAUUCGGAUUCUAGAUAUAUUUCGUGUGACGAAGAAGUUUAGCCCUAAAAUUGCCUGUAAUCAUCGUGUCUAUCAAUACCUUCUUCCUACCUUCGCCUUCGCCCCUCGAGACAUCCUAACAAUUAGGGACUGUUGGAGCUACCGUUUGUCUGCAAGCACCCUUACUCUGGCCAAUAAAAUGUUUCAGCGCUACAAAGGCACCCACAAUUUCUUCAACUUUACCUCUCGCAGAACACCAGAAGACCGAAGUUGCAUCCGGUACGUGAUGUCAAUCGAAUGUGGGAACCCCUUCCUCCUCGCUGGUGAUAAGGAAUUCGCCGUGAUAACCGUACAGGGCCAGUCAUUUAUGCUGCAUCAAAUCCGGAAAAUGAUUGGCCUCGUUAUUGCCAUUGUCAAAGGCUACACGACGGAGGCCGUCUUUGAAGAUGUCUUCAAACCUGAACGACUCGAUAUCCCAAAAGCACCGGGACUGGGUCUGCUGCUUGAUCGAGUCGACUACACCCGAUACAACGCGCGAUUCUGUGGGGAUGGUAGUCACCAGCCAAUUGACUGGGAGAUGUAUCGGGAGAAAAUCGACGCCUUCAAGGACGCGUACAUUUUCCGCCACAUGGUGGAACGUGAAAUUGAGGAUAAUUCGAUGUUUGAAUGGAUGACGGAUCUUGACAAACAUACCUACGACAAGCGAGAAGAUGGAUCUCCAGACAGUAGCCCCAACCACACCCCCGUUGAUAGUUCACAGCCUCCUGAUGAAAAAGAGAACCGGGAAGUGGACUCAGAAGUAAACUCCGCCCCAGCUUGCGCUGCUACAACUACCACCACCGAAACCUAG